GCUAAGAAAUCAAAUGGUCGGAGAGGGGUAAACAAGGACAACGUCACCGGCAGACUUGCCGUAUUGGGUUCAGAUCUGAGCACGCACUGUAUCCUCGAAUGGCUCGUUGCUGACUGCUUCACCGCUCUCCACUACCACAACCAUCCUAUGGCGUCUGCCUAUCCACAGGACUCGUCUCUAGUGCAACGACAUAAACGCAGGGGAGCUGCUCUCAGCUGUGCCGAGUGCAGGAGAUUGAAGCUCAAGUGUAGUCGUGUGUUUCCUUGCAGCAAUUGCGUGAAAAAGGGAUGUGGUCCCAUAUGUCCUGAUGGGUCUCUGACGACCGGCAAGGGAAAUCGUUUCGUCCUCGCCAAUACUGAGGCGCUCCACGAUAAGAUUGGACAACUAUCAACUCGCGUGCGACAGCUCGAAGAUGCCCUCGCUGAAUCACAUUCUUUGAAUUCCCCCCAUCCUCACCCUCUACUAAGCGAAGAGCUCCUACAGAUUAAGCGUCCACUGGAACGAGAGAGACUCGACGAGCAAACUCAAAAGGAGAACCACGCGGAAAAUGCAGACGCAAUUAACGCCCUCGGCUCCCUGUCACUAUCGGAACGAGGACGAUCGUCGUUCUUUGGCCAAGCUGCCAAUUCCUGGUAUCUCCUGAAGAACGAAGAAGGUUCCGAAGAAGAUGAUGACUUGCCCACAAACUUUGAAAUCACGAUUCCGAUGGAACUGCCAUGGCUUGAGCACGCAUUUCCGUUCACUCCAUCUGUUAGCAGAUGUGCUGACGAGAUUCGGCACUCUCUACACGGUUACUUGCCUAGCGCAUCUGUGGCUAGGCGACUGUCAGAACAAUACUACCGACAUGCGGCUUGGAUGUAUAUGCCCAUCAGCCAGAAAGACUAUUUUGAUACUAUCUUUCGCCCUGUGUAUGAACAAGAGUACCCUUAUGGCGAGGCGAUCAAUUCUCACAGUCUAGCACUACUCUUCAUGGUCCUGGCCAUGGGUGCACUGAUGGACCUCGAAUUGCCAGCACAUUCACCUGAAGCGAUUCAGUAUUAUCAACUAGCAAAGGCUGCGCUUUCCAUCAACUCUGUCUUUGAGGAGCAGUCAAUUCCGGGGAUACAGGCAUUAUUCAUCAUGUGUCAUUUCAUGUUUUGGAAUGACACCGAAGCUCGUUGGGUAAUGAUGGGAAUCAUAGUAAAGUUGGCGCAAAGUGUUGGACUCCAUCGUGAUAGCGGCAAGUGGAAUCUUGAUCCAGAAGAAUCCUACCGGAGGCGCUGUCUUCUCUGGGAAUUAUAUGUCUACGAUUCAUGGCAGUCUCUCACUUAUGGAAGGCCUCCAUCCUUCGCUAAUGUCCAUGUGGACGCCAAGUUUCCUCAAGAUGCACCGGGUACUCAUAAUGCCAAUGGAGAAAUGAGUUUCUCUGCUUGGAAGUACACAUUCGCCUCGGAAUGUCUGUCCAUUGUCCAUGAUCAAGCUUUUGGUGCGCGUCCGCCCAGCUACAAAACAUUGCAAGAUCUGGAUAGAAAGGUACGGUCUUACUAUGUUCCUCCGAGCCUCCAGGUGCCUGGAUUUGGCGGCGCGAGGAUGGGACCGGAGCUUGAGCAACCUUCGACGCAAUUGACUAUGCAGCGCUACAUUGCAUUUGCGAUCAAGGAGAUCACACUUUUUUAUAUGCAUCGAGGGUUCUUUGCACAAGCACUUGAGGAUCAUCCCUUGGAUCCUAUGGGUAGCAAGUAUGCGCAAUCGGUGCUGGCUGCCUAUACCAGCGCAUGUUCGUUCGUGGGCUUGGUGGAGAGCCUUUUCAAGCAACAUCCCGCCUUAACGGAGCGCAUGUGGUUUUUGUUUACCCACGUCUUUUCUUGUGCGAUCGUGCUUGGUUCAAUUGCCAUGAAAGCUCAGAUGGCCCUUGCCCCAUCGGCGCUAUCGCACCUGGAAUCUGCCCAUCAACUUUUCUCCCAAGUCUCGGAAAGUUCCAGGACUGUAAAGAUACUUGCAGUCCUCCAGAAGCUCAAAGAACGGGCGCAUACGGCUCUUUCGAAGGUGCGCGGGCUCGUACCGCCUGACCCGAUAUCUCGUCCCUACCCCGCUGUCCGUGUCAAAGAAGAAGUUGAUGAAUUCGCAGCCCUAGGUGGUACGACACGACUGGUUUCACGGAGAACGUCUUCUCUUCCUUCUUCCCCUUCUUCCCAAGCUGGCUCUAGUCCCGUGUCUCAACCUGCAUCACCGCCCGGCCCCGGUUCACCCAUCACUCAAGAACCCCAAGGCGGUUAUCAGUCAAUGCAAGAAUCUGUGAACCAGUGGCAAACAUAUACCCCUCAGCCGCAACAAGAAUACCAAUUGGCAGAAUACCCGUUGUACCCUAACGUGCCCCUUCAAUCGGAGAGCGCCAUGGUAUAUAACAUACCGCAGAACCAGCAUGGGAUGACGUUGGACGUUAUGCCCGAGUAUUAUGGAUAUAGCAACGGUAAUGGGGCCAACGUUAGAGUUGGAUAUGGGCAGUAUACCAUGCAACAUCCUGGGGAGUACAGCGCUCCACCGGAUCAUGAUUUACAGGUUUCGUGGUCAAAUUUUAUGGCGCAAUACAAGCAGAUCUAACAUAUUUUUGGCGUACUUUUUUUUUGAUGUCGUUGGAUUUUCAGAUGUAUUUGUUUAUGGCAUGUACUUGUAUCGCUCUAGUUGCUGCUUCAUAUUACGGUCGUGUAUCUUUAUAACGUCGCAAGGACAAAUAUAUUUCUUGUUUAUUGCACUUUAUGCUGUUCCGGUCACGCCGCCAAUAAUUGCGACAUAGGAC
Molecule: messenger RNA, 2776 nt
Organism: Desarmillaria tabescens
Lineage: Eukaryota; Fungi; Basidiomycota; Agaricomycetes; Agaricales; Physalacriaceae
Product: fungal-specific transcription factor domain-containing protein
Exons: 21
Coding region: 148-2580 (810 amino acids)
Biological process (GO): DNA-templated transcription; regulation of DNA-templated transcription
Molecular function (GO): DNA binding; DNA-binding transcription factor activity, RNA polymerase II-specific; zinc ion binding
Source: RefSeq, a predicted model, not a curated record